AUGGAGACGGCGGAGAAGGAGUGCGGAGCCCUCGGCGGCCUCUUCCAAGCCAUCAUCAACGAUAUGAAGAGCUCCUACCCCAUCUGGGAGGAUUUCAACUCGAAGGCCACCAAGCUGCACUCCCAGCUCAGGACCACGGUGCUGGCCGCAGUUGCCUUCCUGGAUGCCUUCCAGAAAGUGGCCGACAUGGCCACCAACACCCGAGGUGCCACAAGGGACAUUGGCUCGGCUCUGACCCGCAUGUGCAUGCGGCACCGCAGCAUCGAGGCCAAGCUCCGGCAGUUCACCAAUGCCCUCAUGGAGAGCCUGAUCAACCCUUUACAGGACAGGAUUGAGGAUUGGAAGAAAACUGCCAACCAGCUGGACAAGGACCAUGCAAAAGAGUACAAACGAGCUCGCCACGAGAUCAAGAAGAAAUCCUCCGACACCCUCAAGCUCCAGAAAAAAGCUCGGAAAGAGCUGCUUGGGAAGGGAGACCUGCAGCCCCAGCUGGACAACGCUCUGCAGGACGUCAAUGACAUGUACCUACUGCUGGAGGAGACGGAGAAGCAGGCGGUCCGCAAGGCCCUCAUCGAGGAGCGGGGUCGCUUCUGCACCUUCAUCACCUUCCUGCAGCCCGUGGUGAACGGGGAGCUCACCAUGCUGGGCGAGAUCACCCACCUGCAGGGCAUCAUCGAGGACUUGGUGGUCCUGACGGCUGAGCCCCACAAGCUGCCCCCUGCCAGCGAGCAGGUGAUCAAGGACCUGAAGGGCUCUGACUAUAGCUGGUCCUACCAGACCCCCCCGUCCUCACCCAGCAGCUCCAGCUCCCGCAAGUCCAGCAUGUGCAGCAGCGUUAGCAGUGCCAAGGGUGGCGUGGCAUGGCCCGGGGGGGCUCAGAGCUGCUCACCCAGUUCCACCUAUCGCUACCGCAGCCUGGCGCAGCCCCCGGCCGCUCGCCUCUCCAGCGUCUCCUCCCACGACUCCGGCUUCAUCUCCCAGGACGCUGCCUACUCCAAACCGCCUUCCCCCAUGCCCUCCGACAUCACCAGCCAGAAGUCCUCCAGCUCAGCGUCCUCGGAGGCCUCCGAAACCUGCCAGUCGGUCAGCGAGUGCAGCUCCCCCACCUCGGACUGGUCCAAGGCCAGCCCCUACGACCAGCCGACGGUGCCCACCCUGCAGCGGCGCAAGGACCGCGUGGAGCACCUGCGGGAAGCCGAGAUGGGCUCAGCCUCCACCGGCUACCCGGGCACCACCUACCCUGGCACCGGCUACCCCGGCACCGGCGCUGAGGACGCCCCCAGGCCCCGCAUGUCUCCGGCCACCAUCGCCGCCAAGCAUGGGGAGGAGGUGUCCCCCGCCGCCAGCGACCUGGCCAUGGUCUUGACGCGGGGGUUGAGCUUGGAGCACCAGAAGAGCAGCCGGGACUCGCUGCAGUAUUCCAGUGGCUACAGCACGCAGACCACCACCCCCUCCUGCUCCGAGGACACCAUCCCUUCCCAAGGCUCCGACUACGACUGCUACUCGGUGAACGGCGACGUGGAGUGCGAGCCGCAGAGCGACUUCGACAAGUCCUCCACCAUCCCCCGCAACAGCAACAUCGCCCAGAACUACCGGCGCAUGAUCCAGACCAAGCGCCCCGCCUCCACCGCCGGCCUGCCCACCGGCACCAACCUCCCGGCCGGCACCACCCCGGGGGUGGCCACCAUCCGCCGCACGCCCUCCACCAAGCCCUCAGUCCGCCGGACCCUCUCCAACGCCGGCCCCAUCCCCAUCCGACCCCCCAUCGUCCCCGUGAAGACCCCCACGGUGCCCGACUCGCCCGGCUACGCCGGCCCGACGCGGGUGGGCAGCGAGGAGUGCGUCUUCUACGCCGACGACUCCUCGCCCGGCCCCCUGGAUUUUGCCAAAGCUUCGCCCAAGCGGCUGAGCCUCCCUAACACCGCCUGGGGCGGCGGGGCCGUGGAGAUCUCCGUCUACCCCGGCGCCGGCCAGCACCUCUCUGCCGAGGAAGAGGAGGACCAACAGCUGGCUGCCAACCGGCACAGCUUGGUGGAGAAGAUCGGCGAGCUGGUGGCCGGCGCCCACGCCUUGGGCGAAGGGCAGUUCCCCUUCCCCACGACCCUGGCGGGGGCCGGCCCCACCGAGGAGACCCCCGCGCCCCCGCCGGCGGCCUCCAUGGACCCCCCUGCCGAAGACAUGCUGGUGGCCAUCCGGCGCGGGGUCCGCCUGCGCAGGACCGUCACCAACGACAGGUCGGCCCCGCGGAUAUCGUGA
Messenger RNA from Indicator indicator, 2256 nucleotides. It is a transcript of the gene MTSS2, whose product is annotated as MTSS I-BAR domain containing 2. The transcript has 15 exons. Gene Ontology annotation, molecular function: actin binding; phospholipid binding. The coding region runs from base 1 to 2256 and encodes 751 amino acids. Gene Ontology annotation, biological process: cell projection assembly; plasma membrane organization. NCBI's taxonomy places the organism in Eukaryota, Metazoa, Chordata, Aves, Piciformes, Indicatoridae. The record is from RefSeq and is a predicted model, not a curated record. Gene Ontology annotation, cellular component: cytoplasmic side of plasma membrane; actin cytoskeleton.